CCUAGAUGAUAAAUCAACGAAAGGUCCUUGCUAUGACAGAUGUAAAUUGAAUAGUCAACAUCGUAAGAUAACUUCAUAGACAUAUGCAGUAAAACACACAUGCAGUGUAAGUACUAGUGUGUUACUAAUCUUUAGACAUGGACAGGAAAAGGAAACUAUAUCACAACAUUUUCCACUUUUUACCAGAACAAUUUAACUCACUGUUUAAAGAUGGGCCAGUUACUAUCGACUUUCCGACAGAUACUGAGCUAGCAGAUGCAUAUCAACUGAUCAAUGACGCCGUUGAUAAAGAGCUAGGAUUUGGUUCUGAUGAAUACCCGAACCUGGAAUAUCUCCUGGAUGCGAUGACUCACGAUUCAGUGCUACCAUUUGUAGUAAAAGAGCCAUUAUCUAAGAAAGUUGUUGGAUUCUUCUUUAUAGCCCCUACUAGGUUUCACAGGGGAGUAAACCCUUUAUAUUGUGAUAUGAACAUUGUGCUUCAAUCGUCAUACAGGACACUUGAGUAUUUGAAUGAUUUACUGAACUCUGUCGUAUGGAGGUUUGUGGAGAUUCUUGGCUAUGAGGGGUUCAUAGGGGAGCACCUGACCAAUGAUGACGAGGGUCUGAGGAAUCUGGUGAAAUUACAGGGCUAUGAAAUACUUGGCAGACUACCUUGUGUGACCCAAUUGAAGCAUUCAGGGCCUGUUGAUAGUGUCAUCAUCAUGAGGAGAUUUAACAAAGAUGCAAAGCUUGUAAGUCAUUUUGGCUGAUUUUGAAGAAAAGAUGAAAGAAAAGUUAAGAAGCAAUUUAGAGCAGAUACUUUUACAUAAAAAUAACAACUUUUGAAUGUCAAGAUUAAACAGCUCAUACUCAAGAGUUCAAAAAUACAAAUCAAUAUGUGCUACAAAUAUUACUCAACAGCACAAUGUGUUUUUACUUUUUCCAGUGCUCACAAACUGAGGUCAGACCCAGGAUUGUUGUUCCAAUUCCAGACAUAACUGAGAUCAGAGUAAACAAUCAACCAAAGAAGGCAACACCAAGAACAUGCAUCCUUCAAGAUGGACGUAAAAUACUGGUUGAUUAUGCAAAUCAAGAUGAACUCCAAACAAUAUAUGAACUCUUUGUCAAGGCUCAGAAAGAAGGGGAUGGAUAUGCAAUUGAUGAAUAUCCAACAUACAAUCAUUUCAUAUACAAGUUCAGGAAAGGUCA
Molecule: messenger RNA, 1188 nt
Organism: Owenia fusiformis
Lineage: Eukaryota; Metazoa; Annelida; Polychaeta; Sabellida; Oweniidae
Source: the annotation of a GenBank genome assembly